Dermochelys coriacea (leatherback sea turtle) is the source of this 13288-nucleotide messenger RNA. It is a transcript of the gene HTT, whose product is annotated as huntingtin. The coding region runs from base 38 to 9328 and encodes 3096 amino acids. The transcript has 67 exons. The record is from RefSeq and is a predicted model, not a curated record. Lineage: Eukaryota; Metazoa; Chordata; Testudines; Dermochelyidae. Gene Ontology annotation, cellular component: nucleus; cytoplasm.
ACUGGCCCUUGCGGCGCUGGGCGCGGACUGAGCGGACAUGGCCACCAUGGAGAAACUGAUGAAGGCCUUCGAGUCCCUCCGCUCCUUUCAGCAGCAGCAGGGGCCGGCUGCCAUCCCCGAGGAGCCGCUCCAGAGAGCAAAGAAAGAACUUUCAACUACCAAGAAAGAUCGAGUGAAUCACUGCCUGACAAUAUGUGAAAACAUAGUUGCUCAGUCUCUAAGGAAUUCUCCGGAAUUUCAGAAACUGCUUGGUAUUGCUAUGGAACUCUUUCUUCUCUGCAGUGAUGAUGCAGAGUCUGAUGUCAGGAUGGUUGCUGAUGAAUGUCUCAAUAAAGUUAUAAAAGCUUUGAUGGAUUCCAACCUUCCUAGGUUACAGUUAGAACUCUAUAAAGAAAUUAAAAAGAAUGGUGCUUCUCGAAGCCUACGUGCUGCAGUUUGGAGGUUUGCUGAGCUUGCCCAUCUGGUUCGACCUCAGAAGUGCAGGCCAUACUUAGUCAACCUAUUGCCCUGUCUAACACGAAUAAGUAAGCGGCCUGAAGAAUCGGUACAAGAGACACUGGCUGCAGCAAUACCAAAAAUCAUGGCAGCAUUUGGCAACUUUGCAAAUGACAAUGAAAUCAAGGUUUUAUUGAAGGCUUUCAUUGCUAAUCUUAAAUCCAGUUCUCCUACCAUCCGUAGAACAGCAGCUGGAUCAGCAGUGAGCAUCUGUCAACACUCACGCAGAACACAAUAUUUUUAUACCUGGUUACUGAAUGUGCUUUUAGGUUUGUUGGUUCCUGUGGAAGAUGAACAUCCUACUCUUUUAAUUCUUGGAGUACUGCUCACACUAAGGUAUCUAAUGCCAUUACUGCAGCAACAAGUAAAGGAUACCAGUCUGAAAGGCAGUUUUGGUGUAACACGAAAAGAAACAGAGAUUUCACCUUCUCCAGAUCAACUUAUACAGGUUUAUGAAUUGACUUUGCAUUACACUCAGCACCAGGACCACAAUGUUGUGACUGGAGCUUUAGAACUAUUACAGCAGCUUUUUAGAACACCACCGCCUGAUCUUCUUCAUGCCCUGACCACUUCGGGAGGCAUUACACAGGUCAGUGUAUCCAAAGACGAGUCUAUCAGCAGAAGCCGCAGUGGAAGCAUAGUGGAGCUUAUAGCUAGAGGGGGGUCUUCAUGCAGCCCUGUUCUGUCAAGAAAACUAAAAGGUAAAGUACUUUUAGGCGAAGAAGAAGGCUUGGAGGAUGACCCUGAAAUGCGGUCAGAAGUCAGCACUGCAACAUUUGCAGCCUCUAUGAAGAGUGAGAUAACCAGUGAAUUAGCUUCUUCAUCAGGAGUAUCAACAGCUGGAUCAAUAGUAAGUUCUGCAGCUGAUCCCACAGGACAUGACAUCAUCACUGAGCAGCCACGUUCACAACAUACUUUGCAAUCAGACUCUGUAGACCUGACCAGUUGUGAUUUGGCCAGCGCAACUACUGAAGGGGAAGAGGAUGACGUGCUUAGUCGGAGCUCCAGCCAAAUCAGCACUGUCCAGUCAGACCUCACUAUGGACAUGAAUGAUGUCACGCAGGCUUCUUCACCAGUUAGUGAUAGCUCUCAGACUACCACAGAAGGUCCAGAUUCAGCUGUGACCCCUUCGGACAGUUCUGAAAUUGUUUUAGAGGGUACUGAAAGCCAGUAUUCUGGAAUGCAGAUUGGACAGCUGCAAGAUGAGGAGGAUGAAGCUGCAAAUGUUCUCCAUGAUGAAUCCUCAGAUCCUUUCAGAAAUUCUUCCCUUGCCCUUCAGCAACCACACUUAUUGAAAAACAUGGGCCAUAGCAGGCAGCCUUCUGACAGCAGUGUAGAUAGAUUCAUGACAAAAGAAGAAGCAGUAGAAUCUGGUGAUCAUGAAAAUAAGCCUUCCAGAAUAAAGGGAGAUAUAGGUCACUACACAGAUGGAAACUCUGCUCCUCUGGUUCACUGUGUUCGUCUCCUAUCUGCUUCUUUUCUGCUUACCGGGGAGAAAGGUGCUUUAGUUCCUGAUAGGGAUGUGAGAGUCAGUGUAAAAGCAUUGGCAGUAAGCUGUAUUGGAGCAGCUGUUGCCCUUCAUCCUGAAUCUUUCUUCAGCAAACUGUAUAAAACACCUCUUGAAACCAUGGGAGAAGAGUAUGAAGAGCAGUAUGUAUCGGAUGUUUUGAACUAUAUUGAUCAUGGAGAUCCCCAGAUUAGAGGAGCUACUGCCAUUCUCUGUGGAACCAUUGUCUACUCCAUUCUCAAUAAAUCGCGGUUUGAUGUGGAAAACUGGCUAGCAAAUGUCAGAAGUUCAACAGGAAAUCUCUUUUCUCUAGUAGACUGUGUACCUCUCUUACAGAAAACUCUGAAAGAUGAAUCCUCAGUUACAUGCAAACUGGCUUGUGCAGCUGUGAGGCAUUGCAUCAUGAGCUUGUGCAGUAGCAGUUAUUGUGAACUAGGUUUACAGUUAAUCAUCGACCUCCUUACUCUGAAGAAUAGUUCUUAUUGGCUAGUGAGGACGGAGCUUCUGGAAACUCUUGCUGAGAUAGAUUUCCGAUUAGUCAGCUUUUUGGAAGGAAAAGCAGACAACUUGCACAGAGGUGUUCAUCAUUAUACUGGGCUAUUAAAACUUCAGGACAGAGUGCUCAACAGUGUUGUAAUUUACCUUCUUGGUGAUGAAGACCCCAGAGUGAGACACAUAGCUGCAGCUUCUUUGAUGAGGCUUGUUCCAAAGCUGUUUUAUAAUUGUGACCAAGGACAGGCUGAUCCAGUAGUGGCAGUGGCAAGAGACCAAAGCAGUGUCUACUUGAAACUCCUAAUGCAUGAGACUCAGCCUCCAUCUCACUUUGCAGUGAGCACUAUCACCAGAACAUACAGGGGUUACAACAUGGUGCAAAGUCCAACUGAUGUCACUAUGGAAAACAACCUUUCCAGGAUUAUCUCAGCCGUUUCCCAGGCAUUAACAACAUCAACUACUAGAGCACUUACAUUUGGCUGCUGUGAAGCUUUGUGUCUUCUCUCCACAACAUUUCCAGUCUGCACAUGGACUGUAGGAUGGCAUUGUGGUGCUUCCCAGCCGAGUCCUUUGGAGGAAUCUCGGAAGAGCUGUACCAUUGGAAUGGCUGGAAUGGUUUUGUCCCUUCUUUCAACGGCCUGGUUCCCACUGGAUCUUUCUGCACAUCAAGAUGCUUUGAUUUUGGCUGGAAACUUGCUUGCAGCAAGUGCCCCCAAAUCUUUGAAAACCCCCUGGACUACUGAAGAAGAUAUGAAUCCAGGUGCUGCUAAACAGGAGGAGCCAUGGCCAGCUUUGGCUGACCGAACUCUUGUUACUUUGGUAGAACAACUCUUUUCUCAUUUGCUGAAGACCAUUAAUAUUUGUGCUCAUGUGGUGGAUGAUGUUGCUCCUGGCCCAGCAAUAAAGGCAACAUUACCUUCUCUCUCAAACCCACCUUCUCUAAGUCCAAUUCGUCGGAAAGGGAAAGAGAGAGAACCUGCGGAACAAACAUCUGUACCAAUGAGCCCUAAAAAGGGUAGUGAAACUAAUCCAGCUACUAGGCAGACCGAUACUUCAGGGCCUGCUCCAACAAGUAAAUCAUCGUCACUGGGCAGUUUCUAUCAUCUUCCAUCGUAUCUCAAGUUAUAUGAUGUCUUGAAAGCUACCCAUGCUAACUAUAAGGUUACAUUGGAUCUUCAGAACAACAUCGAAAAAUUUGGUGGUUUCCUACGAUCUGCUCUGGAUGUCCUCUCUCAAAUUUUGGAACUUGCAACUCUUCAAGACAUUGGAAAGUGCGUUGAAGAGAUUUUGGGAUAUCUGAAAUCCUGUUUCAACAGAGAACCAAUGAUGGCAACAGUUUGUGUACAGCAGUUGCUGAAGUCUUUAUUUGGAACAAAUUUGGCAUCUCAAUAUGAUGGCUUAUCGUCAAACCCCAGCAAAUCUCAAGGCAAAGCCCAGCGUUUAGGCUCUUCUAAUUUGAGGCCUGGUCUUUAUCAUUACUGCUUCAUGGCCCCUUAUACACACUUUACACAGGCACUUGCUGAUGCAAGUCUAAGGAACAUGGUACAGACAGAGCAGGACCAUGAUGCUUCAGGGUGGUUUGAUGUGCUGCAGAAAGUUUCUACGCAACUGAAAACUAGCCUUACAAGUGUAACAAAACAUCGUGCUGACAAGAAUGCUAUUCACAAUCACAUUCGCUUGUUUGAACCCCUUGUUAUAAAAGCUUUAAAGCAAUAUACUACAACAACGUCGGUACAACUACAGAGGCAGGUUUUAGAUCUACUAGCACAGCUGGUUCAGCUACGGGUUAACUACUGUCUUCUAGAUUCGGAUCAGGUGUUUAUUGGAUUUGUGCUAAAGCAGUUUGAAUACAUUGAAGUGGGACAGUUCAGGGAAUCCGAGGCAAUUAUCCCUAAUAUCUUUUUCUUCCUGGUAUUAUUGUCUUAUGAGCGAUAUCACUCCAAACAGAUAAUUGGAAUUCCUAAGAUUAUUCAGCUGUGUGAUGGUAUCAUGGCCAGUGGAAGGAAAGCUGUUACACAUGCUAUACCAGCUCUGCAACCCAUUGUCCAUGAUCUCUUUGUAUUACGAGGAACAAAUAAAGCUGAUGCUGGAAAAGAACUGGAAACACAAAAAGAGGUGGUGGUUUCAAUGCUGCUAAGACUUAUCCAGUAUCAUCAGGUGCUGGAGAUGUUCAUCCUAGUACUGCAACAGUGUCACAAAGAGAAUGAAGACAAAUGGAAAAGACUGUCCCGACAGAUAGCAGAUAUCAUUCUCCCAAUGUUAGCAAAACAACAGAUGCAUAUAGAUUCCCAUGAAGCUCUGGGAGUACUGAACACUUUAUUUGAAAUUUUGGCUCCUUCAUCCCUCCGUCCUGUGGACAUGCUUUUAAGAAGUAUGUUUGUUACUCCCAGUACAAUGGCAUCAGUGAGCACUGUUCAGUUAUGGAUAUCUGGUAUCCUAGCUAUCCUUAGAGUUCUGAUUUCACAAUCAACAGAGGAUAUAGUUUUAUCUCGUAUUCAAGAGCUUUCUUUCUCCCCUUACUUAUUGUCAUGUCAAACAAUUAACAGGCUAAGGGAUGGGGAAAAUAAUGUACUCACACCUGAAGAACAAAUUGAGCUGAAACAGGCUAAAUAUCUGCCUGAAGAGACAUUUUCUAGGUUCUUGUUACAAUUAGUGGGCAUUCUAUUGGAAGACAUUGCUACUAAACAGUUGAAAGUGGACAUGAAUGAACAGCAGCACACUUUCUAUUGCCAAGAGUUGGGCACACUGCUUAUGUGUUUAAUACAUAUCUUCAAAUCAGGAAUGUUCAGAAGAAUCACAGCUGCUGCCAGCAGACUUUUUACAGGAGAUGGAUCUGAUGGUAGUUUUUAUACCCUUGAGAGUCUGAGUGGUCUUGUUCAGUUCAUGAUUCCCACACACCCUUCUUUAGUGCUCCUCUGGUGUCAAAUCCUACUUCUUGUCAAUUACACUAACUACAGCUGGUGGUCAGAGGUGCAUCAAACACCAAAGAGGCACAGUCUUUCCAGUACUAAAUUGCUGAGCCCUCAGAUAACUGGAGACCGUGAUGAAUUUGAUUCAGAAUCCAAAUUUGGCAUGUGCAAUCGAGAGAUAGUACGAAGAGGCGCUCUCAUUCUUUUUUGUGACUAUGUUUGUCAAAACCUACAUGAUUCAGAACACUUGACAUGGCUUAUAGUGAAUCAUGUUCAAGAUCUGAUUAAUCUGUCUCAUGAGCCUCCAGUACAAGACUUUAUUAGUGCUGUUCAUAGGAAUUCAGCAGCCAGUGGUCUCUUCAUCCAGGCUAUUCAGUCUCGGUGUGAGAACCUCGCAACUCCAACAACACUAAAGAAGACCCUGCAAUGCUUAGAGGGCAUUCAUCUCAGCCAGUCUGGUGCCGUGUUAAUGUUGUAUGUGGACAAGCUUUUGUGUACUCCAUACCGUGUGUUGGCUCGCAUGGUUGACACGCUUGCUUGUCGUCGAGUAGAAAUGCUUUUGGCUGCAACUUUCCAGAACAGCGUUUCUCAGUUACCAGUUGAAGAACUGGAUAGAAUUCAGGAAUAUCUUCAAACCAGUGGAUUAGCACCAAGACACCAAAGACUUUACUCACUAUUGGACAGGUUUCGUCUUACAGUAGCACCAGAAACAACUAGCCCUUCACCUUUGGUUACUUCACACCCACUGGAUGGGGAAAACCAACCAGCCUUGGAGAAUGUAAUUCCAGACAAAGACUGGUAUGUAUCACUAGUCAGAUCACAGUGCUGGGUCAGAUCAGACUCUGCACUGCUGGAAGGUGCAGAGCUGGUGAAUAGGAUACCUCAGCCUGAACUGAAUUCCUUCAUGACCAGUAAGGAGUUCAACUUAAGCUUGUUAGCUCCCUGUUUAAGUCUUGGCAUGAAUGAAAUCUCAGAAGAUCAAAAGAGCAGCCUGUUUGAAACUGCCCAUAGGGUAACCCUAGACCAUGUGUGUAACAUUGUUCAAAAACUUCCUGCCAGCCAUCAAGUUUUUCAGCCUUUGCGGCCGGUUGAGACUUCAGCCUAUUGGAGCAAGCUAAGCGAUAUUUUUGGAGACACAAUGGUGUAUCAGACUGUGAUGAAACUCUCUCGUGCACUGGCUCAGUAUUUGUUAUUACUCUCUAAAUUACCAGCAUCUCUCUGUAUUCCACCUGACAAAGAGAGUGACAUCCUGAAGUUUGUAGUAAUGUCAUUAGAGGCACUGUCAUGGCAUUUAAUACAUGAACAGAUUCCACUAAGUGUAGAUCUUCAAGCUGCUUUGGAAUGCUGCUGCCUGACAUUACAGCAACCUGGUCUCUGGAAUUUGCUGGCUUCUGCAGUUUAUGUGACACAGGCUUGCUCCCUAAUUAAUUGUGUCAGAUUUAUAAUAGAGGCAGUUGCAAUUGAACCUGGAAACCAGCUUCUGAGUCCAGAAAGGAAGAAGAAUACUUCAAAAGGGGUCAGUGGGGAUGAAGUUGAUUCAAAUGUUCAAAAAGCAAAAUAUAUUACAACAUCUUGUGAAAUGCUGGCUGAAAUGGUGGAGUGUUUACAGACUGUCUUGGCUUUGGGACAUAAGAGAAACAACAGUAUCCCAGCAUUUCUCACUCCUAUCCUUAAGAACAUAAUCGUCAGCUUGGGUAGACUGCCUCUAGUAAACAGCUACACAAGAGUACCUCCCUUGGUCUGGAAACUAGGCUGGUCACCAAAACCUGCAGGUGAUUUUGGCACAGCUUUUCCAGAAAUCCCUGUAGAAUUUCUUCAAGAAAAAGAAAUCUUUAAAGAGUUCAUCUAUCGCAUUAAUACACUUGGGUGGACUAGCCGUACCCAGUUUGAAGAGACCUGGGCUACUCUCCUUGGUGUGCUUGUAACUCAACCAAUUGUAAUGGACCAAGAAGAAAGUCAACAAGAGGAAGACACGGAGAGGACUCAAAUUAAUGUUCUUGCAGUACAAGCCAUAACCUCCUUGGUGCUGAGUGCAAUGACGAUACCAGUUGCAGGCAAUCCAGCAGUUAGCUGCUUGGAACAGCAGCCCCGCAAUAAAGCUUUAAAAGUUCUGGAUACAAGGUUUGGGAGGAAGUUAAGUGUUAUCAGAGGAAUUGUGGAACAAGAAAUCCAAGCAAUGAUAUCUAAGAGGGAUAAUAUUGCCACUCACCAUUUUUAUCAAGCAUGGGACCCUGUUCCAUCACUUUCUCCUGCUACCACAGGUGGUCUUAUCAGCCAUGAAAAACUUUUACUGCAGAUCAAUACUGAGCGAGAAAUGGGAAACAUGGGCUAUAAACUAGGACAGGUUUCUAUACACUCCGUGUGGCUAGGAAAUAACAUCACUCCAUUGAGAGAAGAGGAGUGGGAUGAAGAUGAAGAAGAUGAGAAUGAUAUGCCUGCUCCUUCUUCACCACCAACCUCUCCUAUUAAUUCCAGGAAACACCGGGCUGGGGUUGAUAUACAUUCUUGCUCUCAGUUCUUGCUUGAACUGUACAGUCAAUGGAUAUUGCCAUCAAAUCCUAGCAAGAGAACACCAGUCAUUCUGAUUAGUGAAGUGGUGAGAUCACUUCUGGCAGUGUCUGACUUGUUUACAGAAAGGAAUCAAUUUGAGAUGAUGUACACCACAUUGACAGAAUUGCGGAAGGUGCAUCCAUCAGAAGAUGAGAUUCUCAUUCAAUAUUUGGUACCAGCCACAUGUAAAGCAGCUGCUGUUCUUGGAAUGGAUAAAGCUGUAGCCGAACCAGUAAGCCGUCUGUUGGAAUCAACACUACGCAGCACCCAUAUGCCAAGUCGGAUUGGAGCUCUGCAUGGAAUUCUUUACAUCCUUGAAUGUGACCUGCUUGAUGAAACAGCAAAGCAACUCAUUCCAAUUAUCAGCGAGUAUUUGCUUUCCAAUCUGAGAGGGAUAGCACACUGUAUAAAUGUCCAUAACCAACAGCAUAUUUUAGUGAUGUGUGCUGCGGCAUUCUACUUGAUAGAGAAUUACCCACUUGAUGUAGGACCUGAAUUCUCUGCAGGAAUUAUACAGGUGUGUGGAAUAAUGGUGUCUGGAAGUGAUGAAUCAACUCCAUCCAUUAUUUACCAUUGCGUCCUCAGAGGAUUAGAACGACUCCUCCUUUCAGAGCAACUUUCUAGGCUGGAUAGUGAAUCUUUAGUUAAACUAAGUGUUGACAGAGUGAACAUACACAGCCCCCACAGAGCUAUGGCAGCCUUGGGGUUAAUGCUGACUUGCAUGUAUUCAGGAAAAGAGAAAAUCAGCCCAAGUCGAGCAACAGAUGCAAAUCCCACAGCUCCAGACAGCGAGUCUGUUAUUGUAGCUAUGGAACGGGUGUCUGUUCUUUUUGAUAGGAUCCGGAAAGGAUUUCCUUUUGAAGCUAGAGUAGUGGCACGGAUCCUCCCUCAGUUCCUAGAUGACUUUUUCCCUCCACAGGAUGUAAUGAAUAAAGUUAUUGGAGAAUUUUUAUCCAACCAGCAGCCAUACCCACAAUUCAUGGCCACAGUAGUUUAUAAGGUUUUUCAGACACUACAUACCACUGGACAGUCACCAAUGGUCCGUGAUUGGGUGAUGCUCUCUCUCUCCAACUUCACACAGAGAACGCCUGUUGCAAUGGCAAUGUGGAGUCUUUCCUGUUUUUUUGUCAGUGCUUCCACCACUCAGUGGGUUUCAGCAAUUCUUCCACAUAUUAUCAGCAGAAUGGGAAAAUCAGAGCAAGUGGACAUUAACCUCUUCUGUUUGGUGGCCAUAGACUUUUACAGACACCAGAUAGAUGAGGAACUAGAUCGAAGGGCCUUUCAGUCUGUGUUUGAGAUGGUAGCAUCACCAGGAAGCCCAUAUCAUCGCCUACUGACUUGCUUGCAAAAUGUUCACAAGAUCACAGCGUGCUGAACAUCUUGAUGUUGGUUAAUGAAACUCGGUGGCUUGAUUUGGAAUCUGGUAUGAACUUUUAGAUAAAUAUUAAGGUGCAGAAAGCAGCUGGGAUUUGCUUCUACAAUGAAUCUGCAUCUGUCAGUUUUUUACUUCAUGCUUGUUUGCAUGGAGAACACCCUGCACCACAGAGAAUCACAUGAAAGGUAUAAUAGUAACAUUCUUGUUAGCAGUGGGUAGCUGUGCUAAAUGGAAAUAUGUAUAUGUUUUAAAUAAUGUUUGGGACUAACCGGAGGCUGAGUUACUAACUGUAAAACACAUGGGCAUAUACUUUAUGCAGGAAAGCCAGGUAUUACUCUUCUUCCUGAUGUUCAACUUAAGUCACCGUGUUGCAUCUGGUAUUGAAACUCUGACAGAAAUACUCUCUCAGUGCAAGUUCGCAGUCAUUACAAAGUUUUAUGUAGAUAUAUAUGUAUAUACACACACACUGUGGGGUAGUAUAGAUAAGAAAUUGUUUCCUAGUGUCUCUCCCAAACAAAGAAAAGAGAAACCAGUUUUCAGGGGUAACACUCCCAGCAUGUAAUUCUUCUAUCUCUGGACUUUCUAAUAUACUGUGGUGUAUGUGUUGGUGGCAUGGGACAUGUAGUGCACAUGCAUAACCACACUUUUUUUUCUUUUUUUCUUCUCAGGAUUUAAAAUUUGAGUACAAUAUAUCAGUAAAAGAAAUUUUAACUUAAAUAUUUCUAUAUCAUGUAAAGUAUGUAAAAUUGUAAAAUGUGUGGUGCAUGAGAUGUGCUGUAAUUUGAAAUGAACAAAAAGCCCACUCUGCUGAAUGUCUUGACAUCUGUAUUGUCCUCAUUUUUUCAUUGUGUGCUCAUGUUCAGGUUCAUUUUUAACAUCCAUCUUAAUGUACGGGUUACAUUUUAUGUUCUACAUUUCACCUUUUUGUAUGUUCACACUUUAAAAACUGGAAUAUAUAGGCUAGUUUUUGUUGAUAUGUUAAGAAGACAUUUUUGUGAUCCACUUGACUGUAGCUUGUUUUGAGUUUCUUUAUUUUGAGAUGUAAAGGAGAGGGGACUAGAUAUCCUGGAUCAGCACUUUGUAUACUAAGCUGCUCUCACUUGUUGCAGAGGUGGGGGGUUUUUUGUUUAAGGGAGAAAAAUGAUGCAAGUUCCCAGUAGUCAAUAACUACCGGUAGUUAUCUGUAUCUGGCUUUUUCAUUUAUACUAACAGAAACCAUGGAGUCAUUUGGAUAUAAACCAUUCUCACUUUACUCUAAGCAAAUUUAUGCUGACAAUUAUGAAUCAGAAGUCUAAUGUGGUCUACUCUGGGGCUGGCUAAGGGUUAGAUUAUACAAUCUCUUUUAUUAGUUGUCUACAACAUUAUUUAUACACAAACAGCAUAAACAUCCACAAAUUCCAAAAUUCUCCAAUUCUACACAGGGCCAGUUUCUGCUUAUACCUCAUGCAAGCCUUUGAUUUUAGUUGGUUGCACGUGGGGAAAUCUCGGGCAGUAUUUUUCCUAUAACUGUAUCUGAUAUAAGUCUUCAAUAUAGAAAAGCAAUGCCUUGGUUCUGAGCUACAUUGCUAUAUUUAACCUCAUUACAUUCUCAUUAAUACCUGUUGCUAACACUCAGAAUAUCUAAAUAGUGUUAACAAGAGGAACAUAUUCUGUAUGUAUUUGUGUAUAUAAUGUAUAUGUAAUUAUACACAUGUGACUACAUUUAAUGUAUACAAAUGUGUAUAUUUGUAUUUAUUAAAUCCAUGGAUUUAAACUAAUUCCAAUUCUUAGACCAAAAAUGGUUGCUAUUGCCCAUAACUUGAUUAUAAAGGAAUUGCCCAAUGAUGUUACUUCCUCUUAUGAUAGGUAUGAAACUGAUGAUAUGGGCAGCAGAAAUAACUGUAGACUUCGCUGUAUCUAGCUGUUUGACUGACUUUAUUAUCUAGAGUUAUUUCUGCCUCUGAGUUGGCUUAUUCUUUCUUGGGCCACAGCACUGUGGUGUCUUUUUUUAAAAAAGAAACUGAAGUUCAGAACGGGUUUAAAAAAAUAGAUAUUGUUAAAAAUUUUGGUUAUAUUGGAAAUCUUACAGUUCUGGUAAGAGACCACUUGCCAGGGUCUAUAGCUAUAAUGCCCUCAGAUUGCAAUUAAGGGUAACAUAGAUCACUAGUUCCUUUUAUAGCCCCCAGUAAGUUUUCUACUAUAAACCCACACACCAGUCAGUUUUUGUAUGAUAUACUAUAAGUGAAGAUAUUUUUGUAAGCUAUUUUCCAAAAUUUAAAAUAGAUUUUAAUAUAUUUUUGAAGCAUUUGGUAGUUGCAUCUUAACCAUAGAUCACUAUACUUUGUUUCACGAACGGAUAAAUCUUACAUAUUUUUAACCUCAUAAAUAACCACUGCAUGGUUGGUCAGUAUGCCUCCAGAUGAUGGAGGCUGGCCAUCCCAACUUCUGAAGUUUUCUAAACAGAUCAACUGGGACUUGCCAUAGAAACUUUCCAGCCAAUAAAAAGAGCAUACUAAGCUAAGAAAUCAACAGAUGACAAAUGAAUUUCUAUCCAACAUGUGAUAAAUUCCCUCUUGUCAGUACUAUUGUUGGCAUUUGAUAAGAUAUUCUGGUUUCCCACUUCUAAUUGUCACCCAAAAGUGAUGCAGCCACUUCAGAUAAAUUAAAGGAUAAUCAGAAUAGUUGUGUGUGUCGGUCUUAUCUCCAUGAAGAUUUGCCAUAUAUAGAAAACAGGUUUGCUGUCUGUAGAUCUUUAAUGUCUCUAGAUUUUUCUUCCCCAGAAUAAUUAACUGAAUACAAAUACACAUUCAUUUUCAGAUAUAUGAAUGUCUUGAAGGGAACAUGCUUGUUGUUCUCCAUAGUUUGUAAUUACACAUUUAUAAGACUAAAAUUUAACAUCUCUUUCCUUUGAUAUACGUUUUUGUCCUUUGUUUCUUUUGGAAUGAAAAUAAUAAUUUUUGUAUUUGUAAAAAUCAUAACUAAUAUCUACACAAUUCUGGUAAUACCCAUCAGUAGUUACGUUGUGCUUUAUGACUUAAUUUCUGCCUCUGACAGCAAAACAGAAUAUCACAUUGUCAUGUUUUCUGUGUCUAUUUAAAAAAAAUCUUAAGGUUAGAUUUUUUUUUUAAAUUACCAUCUGUAAGAUUUGUUACUCCAGUUUACGAUUUUUUUAUAUUUGACCAAGAUUGACUGUUUCCCUUUUUAAUAUGCUACUAGUAGCAUACAACCAGAUCCAUGCUUGACAUCAAAUUGGUUUUGGAAAUUAAACUAUUGAGUUUUUCACUGAGACCCGAGGUAUAAAUAUUGGUAGAUGUGUAUCUGGUUUUUUUCAUAAGGUGCUGCCUCUUGAGACUCUUUCUAACUUGCCUCUGAAUUUUUAAAAAGUAUCAGGCAGAUAUCACUUGACCAGUAAAGUUUGGCUAAAGUAACUUCCUUCCUUUUCAGUGAAGUUUUAUUUUCUUCCUUGGCACUGAGUGCAACAGCAGAAACAUUUGAACUACCUUAUGUUUGAUACUAAAACAAGUUGUAUUAAUGCAAAUAAUUUCUAUUUGCAAAUUAAAACUGUCAGUUGAGGUUUUAUUAAAGAUCCUUCUUUUUUAGUCCUUUGUGCCCAGUUUGGGAUGUCCCCCUCAGUCAAAAAAUAAAUACAAACACCCGGUACUCAUGAAUUCUACAGUAUAUUGCUUCCCAUUGGGGAAAAUCCCUUCUCAGCAUGAAAGGAUAAAAUCUGAGACUCUCACAUUGACAUAAAGAAAAGGAGGACUUGUGGCACCUUAGAGACUAACAAAUUUAUUUGAGCAUAAGCUUUCAUGAGCUACAGCUCACUUCAUCAGAUGCAUUCAGUGGAAAAUACAGUUUAGUCUCUAAGGUACCACAGGUCCUCCUUUUCUUUUUGCAGAUACAGACUAACACGGCUGCUACUCUGAAACAAAUUCACAUGAACAUUGAUUAAAAUUGUGAAUACCUAAUGAAUCAAACUUG